Messenger RNA from Acaulospora morrowiae, 228 nucleotides. NCBI's taxonomy places the organism in Eukaryota, Fungi, Glomeromycota, Glomeromycetes, Diversisporales, Acaulosporaceae. The record is from the annotation of a GenBank genome assembly.
GAUGAAGAUAUUCGUAAACGAGCUGCACACGUAUUAAACAAGUUAACUCAUCCACCCUCAUCAUUAAUCAACGGUGCUGAUGAUUCCUCUGAUCAACAACAGAAGCAUUGUAAUGGCAAAGGCUCGCAGGAAUCAGGAACAGACUUUUCCGACCAAAAUUUAAUUAUCUUUGAUGAUGGUGACACUCAACGAUCGGGGCUGACCGAUGAUUCAGCUUCGUCAUCAUAA